GGAAUCAAAGUUUCCAUUUGAACAACUUGAGUUUUACCCUUAUGCAUGCUUGCACCGUUCUUCUCGCACCAAACAGUGUAACUACACGUUGUUGUAGUCAUCACGAAGGAAUCCUGACUGUGCCAACUCGCCUGCGUGAAUUUUGCUUGUCACGGGAGACCGACGAGAAACAUGUCCACAGGCUUCUCCUUCCAGACGCAGCUCGUCUCCAUCAUGGAUGCGCUGUCCAAAACAGCUGUGAUGGAAAUAAGCAAACUGGUGGAGAUCGAGUCCAAGAUGCUGAAAAUAGAAAUAACAAGAGGGCGAAAUGAAAUCGCUUCUCUCACAGAGAAGCUACAGCUGAUGGAGAAGUUACUGUUCAUGGCUCAGGAGCGCAGGCAGGACACAGCAGCAGCAGCAGCAGCAUGCUCAGAGAUGAGGGAGUCUCCAGAAAAUAAAGCUUUUUUGGCUUCAGACAAUGCAAAUGCACUGCAUAGUAGUGGAACCACGUGGGAAAACAUACGAUCCUCAACAGAGAUGGACAGUUUGCACCAAAGUGACGAGCAUACUUCACCUGAAGUUGCAAACCCACCAAAUGACUUGUCUGAACUGAUAGUGGUAAAAGAAGAGCCAUCAGAUGUGGAAAACAAAAACACAGAACAAGACAGAACAAAUGAAGCAGCAGGAACGGAUGCAGUCAUGGAUACCCAAAAGGCUCCAAAUGUGAUGCAGCAUCCUAAACCAAGUGCAGGACACCAGCAACCUCUGUUCAUCAAUAGCUUUAUGAGUUCAAGCAGCCAGCAGCCUUGUGCUGACUCCAGGAGACAGGAGAUGCAGUGGAAUCCACAACUAACACCGGCUCACGCUACACUGCAGGAAGGGAAACAAGUGGUUCAAAACGUUGCCUCACAAAACAUCAGCGCAUCCAGGAAUGUGAAGCUCCACAGUUUUAGGAACUCGUCUGCAAAGAGGUUUGGCUGCAUGCAGUGUGGCAAGGGUUUCAGAUGCUUCAGCCAGCUUGAAAUUCACCAGCGAAGUCACACAGGCGAGAAGCCAUUCAGGUGCACGCUGUGUGGAAAGCGAUACGCCCAGAAAGGCCACCUGUACACACACCAGCGCACACACACUGGGGAAAAGCCCUAUCGAUGCACUAUUUGUGGAAAGGGUUUUAUUCAGAAGUGCACCCUUGAUAUGCAUCAGCGCACACACACAGGUGAAAAACCUUUUGUUUGUGUCAGCUGUGGCAAGGGUUUCACAAAGAAGUGUAAUCUGAAGAAACAUCUGACUCUGCAUCUAGACCCUGGCCUAAACGUCUAUGGAGGCGAGUCUUUUAGUGGAACAAUUAUACACGGAACCACAAAAUACUCAGCUACUUUUGGCGAGAUGAUGUGCGACAGCGCUAACAGGAGUUUUCGGACACAGCUGGCCGUCAUCCUGGACAGGCUAACAAAGGCGGCUUUGGCUGAGAUCAGCAGCCUGGCUGACGAAUGCUCCUCCGUCCUUCACACUGAGAUAUCUCUGCAUAAGACGGAGAACGAGGCGCUGAAGAAGAGGUGCUACUCUCUGGAGGUCCAGCUGAGAGCAGCCAGAGAGGGACAGACCUACCCUGCACAUGUCAACACCAGCGUCAGGCAACUUUCAGAUCAGCACCAGUCUUCUCCAGCCAUCGAAGGGGUAUUUGGGAAGGAUUGGUGCAUGGAUCUGUGGAGAGAAGAGAAGCUUCACCCUCAGAGAAGACUGCCAAUGGAGGCUGCUAUGACAAACAUAGGAGCAGAGGCAGCUGACAUGAUGGGGAGAGAACCUGAUCUUAUUUUUGUCAAAGAAGAGAUGUAUGACGAUCACCCUAUUGGUCAACAGAUGAGUCGUGCUGACAACAGGAAAAUGGUUGGGAUGUUUGAAGACGACAGCAUGCUUCACAGAUCCGUCGAUGAACUGCAGCUUCACUCAGGGGAAUUGAAUAAUUUCCCCAUGAUGUCGGACGGACAAAUGCUACAGCGGGCACAGCCGACCAUCGCGGACAGAUUAAUAGAGGACGCAGCAAUGGGCAGUCUUGUGGAAAACACCAAUCCUCCUCCAGCCUCGGUGGAACCCUCAGAUUACACAAACUGUCUCCAAACAAACACAACCAAAGAACUCCCCUUUCAGCCCAAACUUGUUAAGGCACCAAAGCGGUUUGACUGUUUAUUCUGUGGAAAAAUCUUUAACUAUUUAAGCAGCUUAAAAGUGCACAUCAGACGGCACUCGGGCGAAAAGCCUUUCAGCUGCUCUGUGUGCGGAAAACGAUUUGCUCAGAAAACGUACCUGAAGCUGCACCAGCGAGUGCACUCUGGUGAAAAGCCUUACAGCUGUCCAGACUGUGGCAAAAGUUUCUCCCAGAAAAGCUCCUUAAACAUACAUCUUCGAACGCACACGGGUGAAAAGCCUUACAGCUGCGUGGGAUGUGGCAAAUGCUACGCGUAUAAAUAUGGUUUAAAUCACCAUCAGUGUUUCAACUGGAUGGUCAAACCAGAGGUAUUUGACACAGGUCCUCUCAGCACUGCUCAGAGUGACUCAACAUGCGGCAGUAUAUCUUUACUAACAUCCAACAUGGAGGAAAAAUACUGAUGUGGAACAAAGAGAGCUGGAUUGUAUUAUCUACUGUCACCUGUGCUACUGUUUGUCAUAUUUUUUAGACUAACAUAGCAGUGGCUAAACAAUAGUUGAGCUUAUUUGUUCAUUAUAAUAGAUUAUUUAUUCUCACAGGUUUGACUGAUCGGCCACCAAGAAAUGAAAACAUCUUGCCUUCAUGUCAUUGUUGCAUGUGUUUGUUCCUAAUAUAUCAGGCCACAGAAGGACUGUCCCAAGAAAUACCAAAUUAUUGACUUUGGGAAAAUGGUCCUGGCCGACCUCUAAAACUACCUCCUUGGAACAAAAAGGUGAAACAAGUUUGUUCCUUUGACCAGCUCUUUAUUUGUUCGACACCAUAUUUAAUUCUUUUUCAUUAAAAUGAAACCGAAGUCAUUUUUCCUGAAAUAUAACUAUAAUUAAUUUAUCUCUUGGUGAUAUAUUUAAAUAAGCUCCUCAGGCUGUAAUUGAUAAUAUUGUUACUGUUUGAAUAGUUACUUUUAUGGUUCCACCGUGAUUAUAAAUUGAAGAGAAAUUGUCAACAUUCUGUAAUGUAGUCUUAUUUCAUUCCUAUGCCUAAUAGAAAUUGCUUUCUUUGAAUGUAAAGCUUGCCUGAGCUGAUUCUGUUCCAGAGACGGUUCUAGCAGCAUCGAUUUUACUAGCAUAUAACUGAAAUUGAGUUUUAUGAAAUAAAACAAAAUAAAACAUUUGUAC
Xiphophorus hellerii (green swordtail) is the source of this 3297-nucleotide messenger RNA. RefSeq names its product zinc finger protein 585A-like. Gene Ontology annotation, molecular function: DNA-binding transcription factor activity, RNA polymerase II-specific; RNA polymerase II transcription regulatory region sequence-specific DNA binding. NCBI's taxonomy places the organism in Eukaryota, Metazoa, Chordata, Actinopteri, Cyprinodontiformes, Poeciliidae. The coding region runs from base 172 to 2583 and encodes 803 amino acids. Gene Ontology annotation, cellular component: nucleus. Gene Ontology annotation, biological process: embryo development; regulation of transcription by RNA polymerase II. The record is from RefSeq and is a predicted model, not a curated record. The transcript has 8 exons.